Molecule: messenger RNA, 1409 nt
Organism: Nymphalis io (European peacock)
Lineage: Eukaryota; Metazoa; Arthropoda; Insecta; Lepidoptera; Nymphalidae
Gene: Cdk5
Product: cyclin-dependent-like kinase 5
Exons: 2
Coding region: 69-965 (298 amino acids)
Biological process (GO): synaptic vesicle transport; axonogenesis; neuron apoptotic process
Cellular component (GO): cytoplasm; nucleus
Molecular function (GO): cyclin-dependent protein serine/threonine kinase activity; ATP binding
Source: RefSeq, a predicted model, not a curated record
CAUAAAUUGAAAUUUACAUUCUGUAAUUUUUUAAUUGCAAAUUAUUUCACUAAUACAAAUUAGUGAAAAUGCAGAAGUAUGAAAAACUCGAAAAAAUUGGUGAAGGCACAUACGGCACUGUUUUUAAAGCAAAAAAUAAAGAAACUCAUGAAAUAGUGGCUCUCAAGCGCGUAAGAUUAGAUGAUGACGAUGAAGGGGUUCCAUCCUCUGCACUCCGUGAAAUAUGUCUGCUUAAGGAAUUAAAACACAAAAAUAUCGUCCGUCUAUACGAUGUGUUACACAGUGAGAAGAAAUUGACUUUAGUGUUUGAACAUUGUGACCAAGACUUAAAGAAAUAUUUCGACAGUCUUAACGGUGAAAUUGAUUUAGAUGUGGUUAAGUCAUUUAUGUACCAGCUUCUUCGAGGUCUCGCUUUUUGCCACAGUCACAACGUACUUCAUCGUGAUUUAAAACCUCAAAAUUUGUUAAUAAAUAAAAACGGGGAAUUAAAAUUAGCUGAUUUUGGCCUUGCAAGAGCUUUUGGUAUUCCCGUAAAAUGUUAUUCCGCAGAGGUUGUUACCCUAUGGUACAGACCUCCUGAUGUAUUAUUUGGGGCUAAGUUGUACACAACUAGUAUUGAUAUGUGGUCUGCUGGGUGCAUUUUUGCAGAACUUGCAAACUCUGGAAGACCACUGUUUCCUGGAUCUGAUGUUGAUGAUCAACUUAAACGAAUUUUUAAGCUGCUUGGUACGCCAAAUGAAGAUACCUGGGCAGGUGUAACACAAUUACCAGACUAUAAACCACUAGCAGCUUACCAACCUAGUUUAGGUCUUGCCCAAGUAGUACCAAGGUUACCAGCUCGAGGGAGAGAUCUCCUGACUCGUCUGCUCACCUGCAACCCGGCAUUAAGAAUGCCAGCUGAUGAUGCCAUGGCACAUGCUUAUUUCCAUGACCUCAAUCCAUCAGUGAAAAAUGACCGAUGUUAACAAUCAAUACACCCGUAUAGGUGUACCUCAGAACUAUUAUUUAGUAAUAAGAAUCAAGACAUUGAUGAAGUGCAACAGUGUUGUGAAGAAGAAACAUGAAUUUUCUAGAAAGAAAAAUGUUUUUAUUUGUGUUUGACAGUGAUCAUAUAUUUUAAUUAUAAUAUUUACAUCAUUGAUUAUUAAAAAAAAAACAUUUUUUAAUCACCAAUGGUUAAGGCUUAUCUGUGCAUUUUAUUUGAUAAUAUUUAUUAUAAAUGUAACAAGAUUUUAUGCAACUAACAUUUUUUAAUAUAUUUAACUGCCAAAUUGUUUUGCUUAAUGCAUUUAUUAUAAGGUUUAAGUAUCUGUAAAAUAGUAGUAUAUUAAUUGAUUAAUCAGUAGAUGUGAUAGUAUAUAAUAGAAAAUAUAUUACAUAACUGUAACAUUAGAUAGAAAUUAGUUUAU